Messenger RNA from Gasterosteus aculeatus aculeatus (three-spined stickleback), 2509 nucleotides. RefSeq names its product centrosomal protein 112 (gene cep112). The record is from RefSeq and is a predicted model, not a curated record. Lineage: Eukaryota; Metazoa; Chordata; Actinopteri; Perciformes; Gasterosteidae.
AUGAAUGAACCGACAGCAUGUCCCUCCACCCGUAACUCACCGUCCCCCGAACUGAAAGGGUGGUGCGCCAUCGUGUGGACCUAAAGGACAUAGCGGGAUUUGACUGCCGAGAAUCGUGUCCCUCAUCUCGGAUAUUUCACCUUAAUCGGGUGAUCAUACAGAUUCUUAAUUGAAAAAUAAAAUUCAUAGAACAAACCGGGAAGCCAAUGUGCACCUUUUAAUAAAAGCACAUCCGACGGCUUCAAAAAGUGAAAUUGUAAAAAGGAUGAGUUACUAUGGCAACAGCGAGACGCCGCGCGGUCGCCACGGGAAACCGGAUGUGGCGUAAAGUGGAUCGCUGAAAGUUUUGAACCAUUUUGAGCGGCCAAAUCCGUGCUUAAAAAGACACAAUGAGCCAACACCAACACUCAUGGGAGCGGCUGGACACUGAGUUUGACCAUUUCCUGUUGGACAUGAAGCCGUAUGUCCUCAAACACCCCAGCAAGACAGAGCGCCAGCAAUGUGCAGCGUGGGUGAAGAAGCUGUGUGACCCGGCCUCGUGUGGCGCGGGCGUGACGGGUCGUAAGAACCGCAACAUGCACGCCCGGUUGCUCCUUCACAUGCUCAAAAGAGGAGUCUUGGAGAGGCCGUUCACCAGCAGACCCGAGCCCGGCGGCCUCAAGGCGCUCCCCACUUACGUGUCGAUCUACUUUGAUGAACCACUGCGAGGUGGAUCAGAGGAGCAGAGCAAUGCAGGUCUGCCCGACUGGGUGACGGGGGAGCUGGGGGGCUACUCUGAUGACUGUUUGACUGCCAGCCUGCUUAAAGACAGAGUCAGUUCCACUCCUAUCGCAGCUCACCACAGGAGACGACUGUACGAGGAGAGGACUCCACCGGGACCGUUGUCCUCCAGUCCACACAAACGGUCACAGAAACACGGCGCCGGGAGGGUGGAAGCGGAGCUGAAUGCAGAUGCGUCUCCCGAUGACAGGGACCUGGAGGCUCGUCUCAACAGCUGGAACUUGGGGAUUGAAAGCCCCAGGUAUUUGCGAGGGAACCCCAUCCCCUUCUCUCUGAUUUCCAAGCCGAGUUUUGGGGGGAACGGACCCCUGGUGGCUGAUCAGGGCCCACAGCCUGCACACAGCGAGGAGGCGUACAGCACUACUGAGAUGACAAUUAAACUUCUGGAGUCCAAGCACCAGGAGGAGAAGUUGAAGAUGCAACAGAGACACGAUGCAGAUGUUGAGAAAAUUCUGGACCGAAAGAAUGGUGAGAUCGAGGAGACUAAGAGCCUCCAUCGGGCCAAGCAGAAAGAAUCUGAGGAGACGAUCCGUAAGCUGGAGAGGAAAGUUCAAAGUGUGACGCGGGAGUCCCAGGCGGCCUGCGAGAGCAGAGAGAAGCUGAUCGCUGAGCUGAAGAAGACGUCGGAUCAGAGCACCGACUCCCUGAGAAACGAGUGGGAGAAGAAGCUGCACGCCGCCGUGACCGAGAUGGAGCAGGACAAGUUCAAGUUGCAGACGAAACACACGGAGAACAUCCAGGAGCUGCUGGAGGACACCAACCUCCGGCUGGCCCAGAUGGAGGCUGAGUAUAUCGCCCGGUCCCGGGCUGCAGAGCAGACGGAGCGCGAGCUGCAGCUGCGGGUGAAGCAGCAGUCCGCGGAGGUGGAGAAGGGCAACGCGCUGCGUCAACGGAUGGCUCAGGAGAAGGCCCAGUUGGAGACUCACGUCGUGUCCAUCAGCACCGAGCUGCAGGAGGCCAACAAACGAAACGCGCUCCUGCAGAAGGAGAAGGAGCAGCAUGAGCAGGAGCUCCGAGUCCAUUAUGACACCCAGCUGAGCCGCUUGCAUCAGGAACACGAUCUGUCUGCUGCUAAGUCCUCCGAGGUGAUGGGCGACUUGGAGAAAACGGUUGCGGCGCUCAAGCAGCAGCUCUCGGACACUCAAAGCCGAAGCCAUCAACAAGUCAAGGAUCAAGAGACGCAGUUCCAGCAGGAAACGGACAAAGUGCGGAUCAACUGUGAGAAGAAGGUUUUGGAAAUCCAAAAUGAAGCAGAGAAAGAGAGAACUGAAGGGAAGAGGAAGAUGGCCAAACUUGAAGAUGCACUCAGGGAGAUGGAGAGCCAGCUGGACCGGGCCAGAGAGAGCCAACGGCAGCAGCUCCAGCAGGCGGACGCGGCCCUGGAGCAGUUCAAGAAGCAGGUGGAGCUCAGCGCUGAGAAGACCUACGCGAACAUGAAUCUCCAGAUGGAGAAGGUGGAGGAGGACCUCAUCCGUUCCAAGUCCCUGAGGGAGAAGCAGGCCAAAGAGUUCUCCCAGCAGCUUGAGGCACUCAGACAGAAAUACGAGCAGCAGAUGGCGGAGCAGCGCGAGCAGCACGAGCAGGAGAGGACGCGGCUCCAGCAGCAGCACAGCGCGUAGAAGGACAGCCUGGUCCAGGAGCGCCAGUGGGAGGAGGGCAGCCUGGAGAGGCAGGCCAAGGCAGCGCUGCAACACCACCAACAGCUCAGUCAGGAGUGGAGGAAGCGCGA